ACGUUCCAAUAUCCGUCGUCUAUCUGGCAAACAUUGCUUGAAGUGCUGCUGCGAAAGAGGAAGAGCCAUGGCAACGGCUCUGCAGCAGCAAUUGGCCGCCAUUGCGGCCAACAGCACACACCAGCUCGACCUGAAAGCGCAAAAGGCGCGCCACAGUAAAUCGCUACUGUUCGAACCUCGAGAUGCCGCUACCCAAAAAUUCGAUACCAUCUACCAAAUAUGUCUGGAAGGAUUCGAGGAGUUAUGCGAGUUGGACAAGCGAUUCAGACCGUAUGCGCGGAAUCUGUUCAGCGAGCAGAGUAAGACGGAGGAUCGGACGAAUAUGACGGUGCAAGAGAAUGAAGAGCUGGAUACGGUUAUUGUGCGGUUUCUGGGGCUGCUUGGAGGACGAUUACUGCUGAAGCCGGCGAUGAAGGCCAUGGAAUGGCUCGUCAGAAGGUUCCGAGUGCAAGAGUACAACACAGAGGCCGUGCUGUUCACGUUUCUGCCGUACCACGCUUCGCAUAUUUUCCCGACCCUCCUCUCGAUCUUGCCCGAACAGCUGCCGCCGAAUUUCCGAUUCUUGCAUCCGUAUGUCACAUCAUUGCAGAAUCCGCCUCGUCACGCCAUCGUGGCUGCUGCGAGUAACCAGUCUGCUCUGUUCUCCGCGUUCAGCCAGUAUAUGCUGGGCGUUGCGAAGCUCAAGUACCAGCAGCCAAUGCUUUUGGGAUUCUGGGCCAGCAUUACCGCACAGGCUGUCAACAAUAUGAUCGAUGCGUCCCGUUCCGGAAGGAAGGAAGUUCGCAGGCAGAAAGAGGAGGAUAUGCUGAUGAAAGUGCUUCCCAUCCUUCGCGGAGCAUUCGCCAUUCAGGGUGUGCCGGAGCUGUAUUUGGGAAGUUGCAUGAUCAUGACCAUCAUGGCAACCAAGGCUGACCUCAGUGAGGCUACCUUGAAUGCCCUCAUGGACGCAGUGGCGAGCGGUUGGACCGAGCAGACAAUUGAGGACGGCAUCAUCUGUCUCUCGGUGCUUGCAGAGGAAAAGGAACAGUUGACUCUGUCCAAAGGCACAGUCCGUGCACUUCUCCAGCAGGAAGAGGCACUGGAGAUUCUCGAUCGAGUGGGUGGAAACUACAGAGUGGAUAAUCUGCUCACCGGAGUUGCAUUGGGUGCUCUGGACCUGAUCAAGGGCACGUCAGACGCACGCGCGAUGCAGCUGCUGCCAGCAAUUCUCUCUUCACAAUCGUUACCCGAGUCACACGCCGUGUAUAUCUUGGAGAGCACGCUUCGUGCGAUUGCCGAUCUCCCAUCGGCCGAAUCUGAUGCCAAUAGCCGACGCGAUCUCAUCACUAUUGCUUCUCGUGCCUCCGAGGAGGAGCACGGGGCGCGGCAAUUGCAAUUGGCGGCUCAGAGAGCAAAUAUCAAUCUCGCCGAACUGGACGGAAGCCUCACCCUGAGAUUGACGGACGGGGACGAGACUCGGGACGAAGAGAGAGAUCAGAUGUUGCUCGACUCACAAUUCGAUAUGGAAGCCAUCGAGACCAAAGCAUUGUUUGAAGACCUUCCCAAGAUCGAUUCCACCAACUUCUCAUUCCUGGACGAAGCACAUUCAGCCAUCUUCGCAGACUACUGUUCAGCUUUUCAGGCAGCAUUGCCUUCGAAACAGGAUGUGGCCACCUUCUUCAGCCUGCCCUCUCUCGCUCGCAAGAGCCUGACACAACAGCCGACCAUGCUCACAUUCCUUGCUCGUACAUGGACGAGUGAUGUUCCCGCGUCAGUGCGAGUCAAAGCGCUGCAAGUCACCCGAGAGCUGCUGGAGCAGGUUCGCAAAAGUGGUCAAUCAGUCGACUUGCAAUUGCUGAUUCCGUAUGUUAUCUCCGGUCUUAGCGACUCUGUCAAGGCUGCGAGAAGCGCUGCUGCUUCCACCUGUCUUGCUCUGCACAGCACAUACGAUGUCAAGAAGCUCAAGGAAUCGACAGUGUGGGCGAAACCCUCUGCUUACGGCCCGGCUGGAUUCAAUGUGCAGUGGUUGUCCUCCGCCGAUGCGCACAAAUUCAUUGCUGAUGGCAUCGUUGCGGUCCUCGAAGACUGUGUUAUCGAUCAAAAUUAUAUCCUCCAGCACUUGGCAGAUACGAUCAACGGCGCCACGAAGGCCGAGCGCAAGGAGUUGAAACAGGCCCUGCGCGCAAGUGUUUAUUCUUGCCUUGCCUCGCAUGUAGUUGCGACCCCUGAGCCGCAAGUAAAACUCCGCCUUCUGGACGUCACGGCCAAAGUCGGCAAGGUCGCUGGAUCCAACACCCGCGUUCAAGUACUGCUGCCAUAUGCAAAGCAGGCAUUGGGCGACAAGUCAUCGAGCCCAGCCCUCUGCAAGGCCUUGGUCAGCAACAUGACCCAUCGCAGUACCGAGGAACUACAAUUUUCGAAGGAUCUUGCUGGCGGACAAUACGGCGCUGACCGUGCGCAGUAUGCAUUUGCUCGUCUGAGCCAACUGUGGCGCAACAUGAAGCAGAAUUCGCAAACUGACGUCGCAGACUGGCUGCUGGAUCUAUCUCUUGGCGGCGAAGGCUCAACGGCUUCUGAAGAACUUCAGGCACAAGCAGUGGAAACACUGCGUAACUUGACGCUGCCCAGUGAAAUACUGGUGCAUCUGGUGGAGAGUCUACCCAGUGUUGCGCAACUGCAAGGCCAUCCGACUCCCGCCAAAAAGCAACGAACAAGUCGGACUUCUGACGUUUCGAAGCUCGCUAGCAUCGACAAAUCCAAACUUGAUGCAGCGAUUCGCCGGAUCACUCUUGUGCUUGAAAUCGUAGAGGGGUCAAAGGCUGAACAGCAUCCACAGUUGCUGAAGGGUCUCUUUUACCUUCUGAGCGAGUUGCAGCACUACAAGACGCUACUGGACUCCGAGCUGGUUUACCUGCAAGGACUUCUGAUCAACAACCUGCUCUCUGUCGUGAAGGGAUUGAAGAACGCGUCGAACAAGGACGUGGACCGCUCAGUUGUCCGCGCUGAUCUCAUCGUUGACUGUGUGCGAACCACCUCAAGCACACAAGUCCAUCAGUCUGCGUUACUUCUCAUGUCCUCUCUGGCUUCCUGGGCACCAGAUCUCGUCCUUCACAGCGUCAUGCCAUUGUUCACGUUUAUGGGCUCAACAAUCUUGAAGCAGGGAGACGAUUACAGCGCUCAUGUCACCGACCAGACAGUGGCGCGCAUCAUUCCUCCUCUGGCGGCAUCCCUCAAGAAGAAGGGCCGAGAUUUGCUCACAGGAUCUGCUGAGUUGCUCCUGAGCUUCACCGCAGCCUUUGAGCACAUCCCGCUUCAUCGACGAGCAGGACUAUUCCACAAUCUGGUCCAGACCCUCGGCCCAGAAGAGUCCCUUUUCGCGAUCAUGGCUAUGCUUAUUGAGCGUUAUCCGGAAGACAGCACUGUGUUACCUUUCGUGUCAGACCUGAUGAGCCAUUUCCCGUCGACCGUCGAGCUCGGUGCGAUCAGAAGAUACCUGGAUCUCGUCUUCGACACCCUGAAAUCGAAGAGAACAUUGUCCGAUGUUAUCCUUGGCUAUGGUGAGAAGAAUGCUGAUCAAGCCAAGGCUUCGACAAUUGUGCUCAUGGAAGGUCUUGCAAGCACACUCUCACGUGAAGCACUUCGCCGAAAGCUAGCCAAGGAACUGAAACUGGGCGCAGAAACCGCUUCGUCACUGCAAAACACAUACUCGGUAAUUCUGGAGAAGACCAUGCAGCUUGGUCUGCAAGUCACCAAGUCUGAGGAUCUUUCGGACAGCGCAUCUAAUGUUCUGACUGCACUGCUCGGUCUGAUGCCAACGAGCGACUUCAUCGAGUCCAGUGCUAUGCUCAUGCAAACAGGCUCUGACGAGAUUCGCCAGCAGGUCUUCUGGUCUUUGGAACAGCGUGUCGAAACGGCAAGACGCGGCGAUGCAACGUUGCAAAAGGUCUUCAUCGAGGUUCUACCGAAUUGUGCUCUGUUCGUCGCGUCCAGUCAGCCAAUUGCAACUAGGACCGCUGCCAUCACUUGCAUUGAUCGGAUCGCAGACAAGUUUGGCAAGACAGAUCGCUCGUCUGUCAUGUCUGUUGCGCAAGAGAUUGCAGGCGAUGCGGCACUCGGCGAGAAAGAUGAUGAUCUUCGCCGAAUAUCCAUUUUGUGCUUGGCGAGCAUGGUGGAGGUGUUGGGAGACGAGAUGAUCCCCAUUCUGCCAAAGACGUUCGACACCGUGCUACGCUACAUGCACGAAACCUUGCAUGAAGGUGACGGCGAGGCUAACAUGGAAUUGCUUGUGGCCGGCUUCAGCUUUGCCAUGGCUGUUCUCGAUCACAUUCCAUGGAUGCUGUCCGGGAAGUACUUGGACCGCCUUCUUGUACUUGCCGCUGAGAGUGAUGCGGACACUGUUCAGCGAUUCAUUGCGCUCGCGGCAAGAAAGGUCUCGGCCAACGAUUUCCUCGGCGCCAUUGAGCGUACCUGGGCAGAAGUUGUUAAGAUCGCAACCGAAGAUGAUGUCGAUGCAGCUCGCAUUCAUGUUACCGCUCUCAACACUGCCGUGCAACAUCACACCAAGGCGACUAUUGCACAGAAUGCGCAACUGCUCUUCAAGAUCCUUCUUCUUGCGUUCGAUCUGCGGCGACAACUUGCUGACGAAGAUGACGAGGAUUUGUCGUCGCUCUUCGAUAUGGUCAACGACACGACCAUGCAAGCUGUGCUUAAGCUUAACGACAACACAUUCCGGCCAUUCUUCAUUCGUCUCACCGAGUGGGCCUUCGCAGGACUUCCAAAGACCGACCAUAAGGGUGCUCUCCUCCGCACCUCCAGCCUUUACAGCUUCUCUCUCGUCCUCUUCGAGCAACUCAAGAGCCUGGUCACAAGCUAUGCCAGCUUCUUGCUUGAGAAUGCCGCAUCUCUGCUCACGACACUGUCAACUGGAGAUGAACAGGAGCUGGAGCUUCUCGAACUUGUCCUCGACACUCUGACAUCGAACUUCUCCAACGACCAAGACGGUUUCUGGCAAUCUCCCGCACACUUCGAUGCGAUCGCCAAGCCUCUCGUCUCCCGCCUCGGUCUCGCAGCCACAUACGAUGUCAAUUCGCACGUUAUUCCCGCCAUUACGGAGCUUGCUGCAUGUGUUUCCAGUCAAGAUCAUCACAAGACCAUGAACGGGCUGAUCAUGACUUUUAUGCGGAAUGAGAAUAGUGCUGUCAGGCUGGCGGCUAUCAAGGCGGAGAGAUCUUUGACUGAGAGAUUGCAUAUUGAUUGGUUGAACUCUUUGCCGGAGAUGUUGCCAUUUAUUAGUGAGUUGCAGGAGGACGAUGAGGGAGUUGUGGAGAGGGAGUGUCUGAGAUGGAUUGCGCAGAUUGAGGAGGUUACUGGGGAGUCGUUGGAGGGGAUGUUGCAGUAGAUGUACUUGUGUAGAUGGCUGGAAGACAGUCGCACUCUCGUCGAUCAUCUCUACUCCACGU
Cercospora beticola is the source of this 5438-nucleotide messenger RNA. It is a transcript of the gene UTP10, whose product is annotated as snoRNA-binding rRNA-processing protein UTP10. Gene Ontology annotation, molecular function: snoRNA binding. Gene Ontology annotation, cellular component: t-UTP complex; small-subunit processome; 90S preribosome. Lineage: Eukaryota; Fungi; Ascomycota; Dothideomycetes; Mycosphaerellales; Mycosphaerellaceae. Gene Ontology annotation, biological process: positive regulation of transcription by RNA polymerase I; maturation of SSU-rRNA from tricistronic rRNA transcript (SSU-rRNA, 5.8S rRNA, LSU-rRNA). The record is from RefSeq and is a predicted model, not a curated record.